AGGAUGUGUGGUAUGACGGUGCUUUUAGAUGAUGGUGGAGGUGAUGAAGACUUUGACGUGGGUGACGGGAUCCGGAUGCUGCUGCCUCCUCCGGCUCAGUGUGACGGCGGGGUCUGGGGGGCCCGACGGGGCCACUGCGGGUGUGUGCUGUGGACGCUGCUUCUGCUGCUGUGGAACGUCCUGCUGCUGCUGAUGUGUGUGGUGCUGAUGGUCCUGAUCUUCAGCCUCAUUCUGCUGCCCACCGCCCUGCUGCUGUACGCUGGCUUCCUGUGCCAUUCACGGGUUGUGGCUUCUCAGGCUGCUCUUUGUCGCUACCUUGAUGACAACAGUUGCUCUGCCCUCAUCAUCCUGGGCUUUGUCAUGAUGUCUCCACUGGUCGUGGUUGCUGCGGCGACGUUCUGCGCUCUUCUCAGGCGGCUCCACCUACUCUUUUAUUUUCAGCCAAUCACAGAAGCUCGGUACCAAGGGCGGGGCUUGGGCAGGAGGCGGGACAGCCAUGCCUGGGUUUGACUGUCAGACACGCCCACCAUUCUCAGGUCAGCAUCCGGGGUGACCUCUAGCAACAGUAACGUCACGGCACAGCGACGGCGUUACUGUAACUCCUCUACAGAAACACAAUCAUGUAACACGUGUAACACGAUGUAUGUAAUAUAUCCCUAAAUUACCAAAAUGUAACUCUGGAAACGUUUUUCAGAGAAACGAAUUCAAUCUUUUCACAUGACUGAGAAAUUGAUGCAAUGUUCAAGAAUAAGUGUUACUGUAUAUUAAAAUUUUUAUGACUACUUUCUUUCCGCACAUGCUAGUCUGUUUGCGUGCGAUAUAUGACGAUGCCCUGUACGAAACAAUCACGCAAAUGUACAGCAUCACUACAGAAAAAUAUCUCUUUCUUCUGAAGAAAACCACGGUGUUACAGACUUACGUAGAUGAAACACAAUUUAAGUGUUACCAAACUGACGUUUCGGUGGUGUGCGAAUAAGUGUACUAGUCUAGAGAUGUGUUUACUCGCUCAUGUCGAUGUUUAUAUUGGUUGGUCAGCUG
Molecule: messenger RNA, 1038 nt
Organism: Sinocyclocheilus rhinocerous
Lineage: Eukaryota; Metazoa; Chordata; Actinopteri; Cypriniformes; Cyprinidae
Gene: tmem88bl
Product: transmembrane protein 88b-like
Exons: 2
Coding region: 4-510 (168 amino acids)
Cellular component (GO): plasma membrane
Molecular function (GO): PDZ domain binding
Source: RefSeq, a predicted model, not a curated record